CUGGGCGAGCUUGUCGACACCACCGAGGCCCUCACCCUCAAGUCCAAGCGCACCGCCCGCGAUCGGCGCAAGCAGGACCGCCGCGCCGCCCGCGCCAAGCGCCAAGCCUUCAAGCUGCUCGACCUCCCCUACGAGCUCGUCCUCGACAUCUUCAGCCUCCUCUGCCCCAGCGACGUCUUCCGCCUCCUCCGCGUCGACAAGACCUUGCACGCCUUCAUCACCGACCCCCACAACUGCCAGCGCAUCACCUCCGCCAUCGCCAGCUGGCGCUACGCCUGCCUCCUCCAGAGCUACCGCCUGCCCGUGCUGCUCGAGGACGUCGACCCCUUCCUGCACGACGAGCUGACGAGCGUCGAGCGCCGCGAGCUGCUGGGCAUCCACCGCAAGCCGUACUACCAGCACAUCCCGCCGCCCGACCCGGCCGGCAUCUGCACCUGCCUGGCCUGCAUGCUGCGGUGGAACGUGCUCUGCAUCGCCGUCGACUUUGCCCACUGGCAGGACCACCUCGACCAGGGCACCCCGCUGCCCAUGAUCAAGCGAGGGGCCGACAUGCCCGCGUGGAACAAGGAGCUGCUGGCGAAGCACGCGUACGUGGUCGGCAAGGCGCUGCGCAGCCCGCUGUGGCACGCGCGGAUCCUCGAGGCGCAUCUGGACUCGACGGUGCGGGCGGUGGCGAGGCACGCGGCCAAUAAAGGCAACCAGCGGCGGCGGUUCCGGAUGACUGAGGAGGACGCGAGGUCUGGCUGCGACGCGUUCCUCGAGAGGAGUGGGCCCCCGAGCUUCGAGCUGCCGUUCCACCGGGACAACUAUUACAUGCUCGAGGCGUACGUGCCGAACCGCAGCUGGAUCAAGGAGUACAACGGGUGGCGGUACCUGCCGGCGGACCAGCAUGACAAGGACCUGGCGUGGGUGUACCGCCGGGCCGAGGAC
Molecule: messenger RNA, 930 nt
Organism: Microdochium trichocladiopsis
Lineage: Eukaryota; Fungi; Ascomycota; Sordariomycetes; Xylariales; Microdochiaceae
Exons: 1
Molecular function (GO): protein binding
Source: RefSeq, a predicted model, not a curated record